This is a messenger RNA of Theobroma umbraticum, 915 nucleotides long. The record is from RefSeq and is a predicted model, not a curated record. NCBI's taxonomy places the organism in Eukaryota, Viridiplantae, Streptophyta, Magnoliopsida, Malvales, Malvaceae.
AUGGCUGUAGCUAAGCAUACUGAAGCAGCUAAUGAACAUCUAUUUAUGGCUAAGACCACUGUUGUUCCAAAAAAAAAUGUAUGGUUAGUAGACAGUGGUUGUUCCAAUCACAUGAUAGGAGAUGAUCAAAUCUCUAUUACCUUGGAUAGAAACUUCAAAGCAAGAGUGGAGAUUGGCAAUGGUCUUUAUCUGAAGAUUAUUGGCUCAGGAACUUUAACAGUGGAGACUUUAACUAGUACAAAGUUCAUAUCAGAGGUAUAUUAUGUUCAUGAGAACACAAAUGGCUUUGUAACUCUUAUAGUCUCUUUUAAUGUUGAUGACCUUCUAGUAAUGGGGCCAAACAGUUAUGUUUUGAAUGAUUUCAAGAUGCAAAUGAAACUUGAAUUCAAUAUGAUAGAUUUAGGGGAGAUGAGCUAUUUUCUUGGUAUGGAAUUUAUACAAUCUCCUAAGUAUAUUUACAUUCAUCAAAGUAAAUAUGCUAAGGAACUUUUGAAAAUGUUUAAUAUGGAAGCUUGUAAAAUGGUUGAUACAUCAUUGGUAUCAGGUGAUAAAUUCUGCAAAAAUGAUCAAGCUCUUGCUACUAUAAGCUCAAUCUAUAGAAGUUUAAUUGGAAGUUUGUUAUAUUUAACAGCUUCUAUGCCUGACAUUAUGUAUUCUGCAUGUGUACUCUCGAGAUAUAUGCAAGCACCUUCCAAGAUUCACUCUUUUGCUGCAAAAAGGUUGUUUAGGUAUAUAAAAUGUACCAUUCGUUAUGGUCUCAAAUUCAGUAAAAAUGAAAGCAAAGAACUGGUUGGCUACUGCAAUAUUGACUGGGCAAGAUGCCUUGAUGAUUCCAAAAGUACAAGUGGUUUUUGUUUCUCAUUUGGAAGUGCUAUUUUUUCUUGGAAUUCCAUGAAACAGAAAGCGGUUGCUUAG